CGUUGAACCACACAAUCAUCUAUUUUCAGCAACUCCAAAAUCGAUUGGGUUGAGUAAAGAAAGCAUGCGAACUAGUUUGUUCACUUUAUGGAAACACGUUUUGCUUCCCAAUGUAGAAAGACUGAGCAUAAAUAUUUCUCAAACCGUAAAGAUCCAAGAUAACAAAAUGAAUGGGGCUUUUACAAACUAUUUCAAGUACAAUAGGUUACCAUCAGAAAAGGUGGGGCUUUCAGUGUCUUGGCCGUUUGAUAUUAGGAAAAUUUCCAAUGAUUGGAGUACCUUGUGGUUUAUCAACGAAAGUGGCAAAAACUCUGUGGAAAACCCAAUAAUACAGGAUACUCAGUGCCCUUUAGUGGAUAUGGAACUUGGAAGUGUGCUUAAGAAAAGAAAGAAGAAAAUGAAUAAACAUAAACUAAAACGCAGACGAAAGCGAGACCGUAUGAAAACCAAAUAAAUGUGACUAUCAUACAUUACUUUUACCGAAGGAGUUGUAUAUCCAACAGAAUACUUGUGUACUUAUAUAUGCACAAACGAAGACAUAUCU
Galdieria sulphuraria is the source of this 544-nucleotide messenger RNA. RefSeq lists its product as uncharacterized. Bases 65 to 454 code for a protein of 129 amino acids. The transcript is spliced from 3 exons. The record is from RefSeq and is a predicted model, not a curated record. Lineage: Eukaryota; Rhodophyta; Bangiophyceae; Galdieriales; Galdieriaceae.